This is a messenger RNA of Fusarium vanettenii 77-13-4, 2211 nucleotides long. RefSeq lists its product as uncharacterized. The record is from RefSeq and is a predicted model, not a curated record. The coding region runs from base 1 to 2211 and encodes 736 amino acids. NCBI's taxonomy places the organism in Eukaryota, Fungi, Ascomycota, Sordariomycetes, Hypocreales, Nectriaceae. The transcript has 4 exons.
AUGGAUCAGCAACCUAACUCUCGCCACCUAUGUGGUCGGUGCCGCAUCGGACUCCGUUUCCCAGGCAUCGAGAAUCCCGAAUUGCGUCCAGAAACCGUCCUGGAACAAAAUCCUCCUGACGAGGCCGACCCUAAUGUACCAACCCGAUACUACCACUGGCGUGGGCUGCAUAGGCUCAGGUGCAACUUCGUCCUCCGCGACAAGUUGCCGCACACGGCCACUUUGACACUGGGCGUGGACGAGGGUUGUCAUAUUUCGACAAACCCGCCAAGUGAUGACGCAGUGACUGUUAAUCUGGAAUAUCUCUGGGAUUCCCAUCCCGUGAGGAACCAGACCGGUGACCUCGCCACAAGAUGGGUCCUCGAAAUCACGUUCAAGUUCUCUUCACCAGAAAGCUUCGGGUAUUCCACUAAUUAUUAUUGGCCUAUGGUCCGAAAGUCUGAAAGUCUACAUGGACAAAGGUUGGGAAUGCCAGCCCCGAACCCACGUCACAGUUUAGGGCAAAAAAACCUAGAGUUUCUACAAUCAAAUAUUCAUCGAUGCCUCAAUAGCUGCGUGCAUCUGCGUCCUGGUUCAAGAGACUUCGUCCCGAACCGCCUCAUCGACGUCAGCGACGCUUGUUUGAGGAUUAUUGAGGCUGUGGGCAACUCGAACCGGAGGCAGGUCAGUGAUGCUCGCUAUGCGACAUUGAGCUACUGUUGGGGUACCCGAGAUGAGGGUUUGUCGCAGUUGCGGCUUACCAAGGAUUCCUGGCUGCGACUGACAUCCGGCUUCAUGCUGGGAGAAAUGUCUCCCGUACAGAAGGACGCUGUGAUGCUUGUAAGGGCAUUGGGUAUUCCCUAUCUAUGGAUUGAUGCCAUUUGCAUCAGGCAGGACGAUAAGUCCGACUGGGAGCGCGAGUCAUCGCUGAUGCAUAAGAUAUACGGGAAUUCGUACCUGACCAUCUGCAACUUGAGAACAGAAUCUUGUCAACAAGGGUUUAUGUCUAUGGAGAAGAAUCUCGAACUCGAUAUUCCAUUUGACACCGAGUCCCGGAACAACGCAGAAGAGUGUUAUGGAAUUGGACCGGGGUUUAUGUCUCAUUUCCUACGUCGAAGCGACGUGGAGACUUGGGGAAGCUUCGAAUUCAGUCACAACCAGUGGAACGCGCGAGCAUGGACUUUCCAAGAGGCAAUCAUGUCGACAAGAUUGAUCUUAUUUGCGCCCUCUGGCCUAUACUUCAGUUGCAGUCAAGGGCUCGUUUGGGAAUACGGCCGCCUCCUCGAACAGCCUGCUCUAUUUUCGGCUAGCAGCAUCCUCCAAGGAUGCUCCAAAGCAGAGCUCUAUAGGAAGUGGAAUCGAGAGGUCGCUAUGCAAUAUUCGGGACGACAGACCACCUACGUGAGCGAUACUCUACCGGCACUCUCCGGGAUCGCGCAGAUAUUUGCGACAUUGUUGAACGACGAAUAUGUGGCCGGCUUGUGGAAUGGCGAUUUGCUCAGUGGCCUCUUCUGGAGCUUACAAGGCGCGUUGAGCAGUUCCUUGGCUGGCCUCAUCACCAAACUCAAUGGUCCAUAUAUCGGGCCGUCUUGGAGCUGGGUGGGCAGAUCCAUGUAUCUUGGCUCGGCACGCCAAAUUAGAAACUUUGGGCCCGGCGCUUCCUACAUUUACGAUACAGAAGGCCCGUCGUUGGUGCGUGUUUUAUGCGAUGAGCUGCAAGCCCAGACUACACCGACCGGCGUGGAUAAAUUUGGCACGAUAUCGAGUGCCACGUUGUCGAUAACAGGAGCUGCAUAUCCACUUGCUCUUGGAUGCUGCCACAUGCCAAUUCCGGACGAUCAGGACAAGGAACUAUUCGAAGUGGGGGACUUCUGCAUUGAGCGACCUGGGGGCCGAAUACUCGCUUUCGGCUAUUCGCUAGAUUUUGCUCCUACAAAGGAUGAACUAGAUCCUGACCAGAGCUGGAAGUAUAAAUUAAUCUUGGUUCUUAUAGGAAGCAUAAACCAUGGGUAUUCAGGCCCAGGAUCGGAUGAUGAAAUGCCUUGUGGGUUGAUUGUCCACGAGGCCAAGGCCGAGAAUACAUAUUGGAGGGUGGGGACAUUCGGGCCAAGUGUUGAGGAUUGCUCGGAACCAGUCUGUCAUCUUGACCUGAAAUUCUUUCAAGAGUCUAAGGCCUCUUGGUGUAUUGAUAGUCAUGAGCUUGAGUAUGUGCGGAUAAAAUCAAGGGACUAA